AUGGCGACGUUCAAGGCCAUUCCUCUCCUCAAGUUUGUGGGGACAGUGUCCCUCGGCUUGCUGACGGGCGUCUCCUACACCGUCUCCCGCCUCGCCCUCCCCUCGCUCCUGCAGCUCCCCUCGGCCGCCGCCGCCGUCGACACCCUCGCCCACCUCGCCGCCUCGCUGCAGUCGCCCCUCCUCGCGCUGUCCUCGCUCACCGUCGCGCCCUUUGCGCUCGCCUACGCGCUCGCCCCGCGCCACGCCCGCCACCCGUACCUGCUCUACGCCUCGCUGCUCGCCGGCCUGAGCUUUGCCGCCCCGCGCCUCCUCGCCCCCGCCGCCGUCGCCACUCGACCGGUGGCGGCAGCGGCCAAGAAGCCGUCGUCGCGCGCGCGCAUGGAGGCUAGCUACGAGGUCCUCGGCGAUGUGCACAGCGAGCCCGCCAGCGAAGAGGACAUGGACGAGGCCGUCAAUGGCGAGGACGUGCGCGUCCACGUCCAGGGUCUGGAGCGCGCGUAUGCCGUCCAGGCUGGCCUUGCGGCCGUCGGCUUCGCCAUGUCGGUUGUUGGCCUCUGGGGUGAUGGUGCCCCGACGGUCAUUGUAUCUUAA
Messenger RNA from Akanthomyces muscarius, 591 nucleotides. RefSeq lists its product as uncharacterized. Gene Ontology annotation, cellular component: mitochondrion. Gene Ontology annotation, biological process: autophagy of mitochondrion. Lineage: Eukaryota; Fungi; Ascomycota; Sordariomycetes; Hypocreales; Cordycipitaceae. The transcript has 2 exons. The record is from RefSeq and is a predicted model, not a curated record. Bases 1 to 591 code for a protein of 196 amino acids.